Messenger RNA from Cyprinodon variegatus (sheepshead minnow), 958 nucleotides. Its product is annotated as isoaspartyl peptidase/L-asparaginase-like. Gene Ontology annotation, molecular function: asparaginase activity. The record is from RefSeq and is a predicted model, not a curated record. The transcript is spliced from 6 exons. The coding region runs from base 26 to 958 and encodes 310 amino acids. NCBI's taxonomy places the organism in Eukaryota, Metazoa, Chordata, Actinopteri, Cyprinodontiformes, Cyprinodontidae.
CACCUUAUCCUGCAAGAGCUGAAAUAUGUCAGCGGUGUUGGUCGUUCAUGGUGGUGCCUGGGCUAUUCCAGAUGAGCUGGCCCCAGUUUCUGUUCAAGGAGUAAAAGCUGCUGCACGGCAUGGAUCGUCUGUGCUUAGAAGUGGAGGCAGUUUGGUGGAUGCUGUUGAGGCUGCUGUUAGGGCUUUGGAGGACAACACCGUCUUUAAUGCAGGGCAUGGGGCAACGCUAAAAAUUGAUGGAGAAGUGCAGCUGGAUGCCAUUAUAGUGGAUGGAAAGACGCUUGCCUUUGGUUCGGUGUCUUGCGUAAAGAACAUCGCUAACCCUGUGUCACUGGCAAGGGCAGUCAUGGAGAAGACGUCCCAUGUAAUGCUGACGGGCAGAGGUGCAGACAAGUUUGCAGAGAGCAUCGGGAUCGCCAUGGUUCCUACAGAUAAACUGGUGACUGAAUGUGAGAGGAAGGAAUGGGAAAAACACAAGAAAUACAUCGCAGCAGUAAAUGAAGAAUUCAACACACAGUGGGCCCACGAUACUGUUGGGGCUGUAGCUCUGGACUCUGCAGGGAACGUUGCAUGUGCAACAUCCACUGGAGGGACCAGACAUAAAAUGGUUGGCAGAGUUGGAGAUUCUCCUGUCAUUGGCUGUGGAGCAUAUGCAGACAACAUCAGUGGUGCUGUAUCGUGUACUGGUCAUGGAGAAUCGAUUCUUAAAGUGACGCUGGCCAGACUCAUCCUUUCACAUGUUGAACAAGGGAAGUCUGUAGAAGAUGCCUCACAGUUGUCCCUGCAGCACAUGGGUGAUCGGGUCCAAGGAGCAGGUGGUGCCAUUGUAGUUUCUCCAUCAGGGCAGUGGGCUGCUACAUUCACCACCAAGCGGAUGGCCUGGGCUGCUGCUGAAGAUGAUGUGCUGUGGUUUGGAAUAGACCCAAAGGAGAAGCUGAAAGAGAAACUGUCCCUGUAG